CUGACGUUCGAAGGAGUUGCGGCUUGAUAAAAUUAUGUUUUUACUACUUUUCACUUGUUAUACGGUAACUGUAUAACGUAUUUCAUUAGUUAAAAUAUACCUUACUUUUAAGAAUUCAUUGUUAAGUUAAAUUGUAUUGCGACCACAUUAAAAAGUAAUAGGAUUUCAACAACUUCAAAACCAGGAACAAUGGAAGCCCUAUCAUCAGAUGAUAGUUGCGAUUCCGAAAUGAAGAAUAUGAAAAGUCAGCUAACCGAGUUUGGAUUAGAGGAUGAAAACCUAAGCAAAGAAGAAAUGAGUGAUUUAUUAAAAGCUUUGAAAAAUUCUAAGUCAACUGCUGUGGAGGAUGAAAUCUCUCGACAAAAGGAUGAAGUGAUGGAAUGCGAUGCAGCACCUAGGAAGCAGAUGAAGAGGAGGUAUUUAAAUGUAAAGGACAGAAGAAUGCCAUGGAGUGUGCUACCCAGCAACAUCACGCAGGCCGAGAAGGCCCAGGCCCUGGCUGUUUACAUCAAAAUGAUGUCCAUAAACAACUACCGCCAAGCUAGACUCUCUGCUAAUUUUACAGUGUGGCCUCCUCCAAUUCAGAUUGUGGAGGAAACGACCAGAGUUCAGCCUGUCCGGUCAACAAGAAGCGGACGCUCUGUGCCUGUCUACGCAGGUUUUGACGAUGACUCUUCCGAUCUAGAUUUUGUUAUUACUAAGACUAAAAAGAGAAAGAUCUCCAACAGUGAUACAAACGAUAAAGAUGGAGUAUAUUCUAAUAAAGUGAUUAGUUUAAAACGUAAACCUUCCAAAGAUGAGAACAUGAGGCCAGUAAAAGAGCAGAAAAUGAAUGCAGUCCAGGAGUGCAAUAAUGAAACUGUUGCAGGAAAUAGUUUAAAGCCUAAAAAGGAACUUUUCACUUUAAUUGAAGACUGAACUUGCAACUUUGGUCCCUCAAUAUAGUUAUUGCUAGUUGCAACUAAUUUAAUUUACCCAAUUGUUGUAAGUGUGGUGCAUAGAGACAUACAAUACCUAUAUGUUAUUAUUUUAUUAGCUUAUAUAAUAAAGAACUUAGUUUGCGAAAAUAAAAGUUCAAAAUUUGCUAAA
Molecule: messenger RNA, 1089 nt
Organism: Cydia amplana
Lineage: Eukaryota; Metazoa; Arthropoda; Insecta; Lepidoptera; Tortricidae
Exons: 3
Coding region: 190-918 (242 amino acids)
Source: RefSeq, a predicted model, not a curated record